UCAUAUUCCAGUUUCCACCUUCAAUCCAAUCCAAAACAACAUUAUCUAUCAACUACAAAUCCAACUCAAAUCAAGUUUUAGUUUUCAAUUGCAGUAGAAGAAGAAGAUGAGAUCACCAACAAAAUCAGUAACAAAGAGAGUUAAAGAUGCUGAAUCUGAGCUGAAUUUGCCACCUGGAUUCCGGUUUCACCCGACCGACGAGGAGCUCAUCGUUCACUACCUUUGUCGGAAGUCCCAUUCGACGUCCAAGAUCAUCGCGGAUGUCGAUAUCUACAAACAUGAACCCUGGGAGCUUCCUGAAAUGGCCUUAUUUGGAACAAAGGAAUGGUACUUUUUUACACCAAGAGAUAGGAAAUACCCGAACGGGUCAAGACCAAACCGGGUCACAGGAAACGGGUACUGGAAAGCAACCGGAGCGGAUAAACCUAUUAAGUCUAAAUCCGACACGAUAGGGAUCAAGAAAUCCUUGGUGUUUUACGCGGGGAGAGGGCUUAAAGGGAUUAAGACGAAUUGGAUCAUGCAUGAAUAUAGACAUGCAGAUUCUAAGUUGGAUGAUUGGGUUCUAUGUCGUCUUUACAACAAGAAGAAUGAUCCGAAUGAGAUGAUCAUCGUACCCGAAGAUAACAACAUUAAUCAUCUUCAUCCUAUAUUACCGUUACAAAAAGAGAAUAGCUCUAGUAACAACAGUGACAGUUUUGAUUCAUUCGAACAUUCCGAUGGUGAGUUUGGUGGUAGCUUUGAAGGUGACGUCUUGUUUUCAGGCGACUUGCCCGCUGAAUCUUUGACCAAACUCGAAGAUGCUAAUGAGCUAAACAUGGGAUUAUUGGAUAGUUUGAUACAAAAAGAGGAUCUUGAUGAUGGGGAUGAUUGGCUAGAUGGUUUGAGUCUUGAAGAUUUACAUCAUUGCUUAGAAGCAAUGCCUCCAACUCAUGACCUUUAUGAGAUGCCAAUGAGUUUUAACACAAGUCAACAAUAUUUUUCCUAUUAGGGUUUUGAUCAUACUAGGAUUAGAAUUGUGAGUAAUUGUACCAUAGAUUGAUUCAUUAGAGUUAAAACACCCAUAUUUUCCAAAUUUCAGUUUAAUAUGGUUAGAGAAUAUGAAGAUUUGAUUGGUGUAAAUAAGUUGAGAGAAGUGUUUUUUUUUUUUUUUCUACAUGUUAAUUUGUAAUCAAUUUUGAGAUGUUGAAGGGAAUAUCGUUAGCACC
Messenger RNA from Helianthus annuus (common sunflower), 1205 nucleotides. Its product is annotated as NAC domain-containing protein 67. The transcript is spliced from 3 exons. Gene Ontology annotation, molecular function: DNA binding. Gene Ontology annotation, biological process: regulation of DNA-templated transcription. Lineage: Eukaryota; Viridiplantae; Streptophyta; Magnoliopsida; Asterales; Asteraceae. The record is from RefSeq and is a predicted model, not a curated record. The coding region runs from base 107 to 988 and encodes 293 amino acids.